This is a messenger RNA of Thrips palmi, 674 nucleotides long. RefSeq lists its product as uncharacterized. The record is from RefSeq and is a predicted model, not a curated record. NCBI's taxonomy places the organism in Eukaryota, Metazoa, Arthropoda, Insecta, Thysanoptera, Thripidae. Gene Ontology annotation, molecular function: protein binding. Bases 109 to 549 code for a protein of 146 amino acids. The transcript has 4 exons.
CCGCUUCUUCCUUUCUUCUUCUGCUUUUGCGCCCCGUUUGCCGUUUGCGUCAUUACGUACUGUUUACUGUUGUUAUUAUACAUUGUCAGAGUAUUUAUAUCUGUUUUAAUGAUUGUAAUGUCUAAAGAAAGUGAAGAGCAUAUCUUCAAAGUUCCCAACAUGCCAAUUAGAAGCACAGCUGCUCGUAAGCGACGAAGAGGUUAUGAAACAACUGAAGCUGUUAAAAGAGCGAAGCUCUGUGGAGAGAAAAAAGACAUUCUAUUGAGAACUCCUUGUGUUGUUGGUACAGCAAGUCCAUGCAAUGUGAGGAUUGGGCCCGACCAAAGAUUACAUCCAGUUCACCUCAUCGUUGUAGAACAGCUUGUGGAAGACAGUUUGUCCCAAUUGGUGCUAAUCAACCAGCUCUCACCCCAUUCAUAUGUCAACUACAUCAAGAUCAAGCCCUUAUCCAAAACUUGUUUGAAGAAUAAUGACAUUGUCAGUGUAGGCUAUGCAAAUUGGAAAGUUUUGAAAGUGGAGAACAAUCAGUUGAUGGGCAUUAGUAUGUGAAUGAAAUAUAGAUAUAAUCGAUGUUAUCAAUUUACCAGCCACCCACAAAGAUAUAUUUAAGGAAUCAAUUUACCAGUCACCCACAAGAUUUAUUAAAAGAAUUAGUCAAAUAAUUUGUUAAUCAA